UGUUUCUGCGCAGGGUUAGGGGGUCCGGGGCGAGUUAGUGACUGAGCGCGAGCUGCAGGUGGGGCGCGUCAGCCGCCGCCGCCGCUGCGGCGAUGAGGCGGGUGCGCGCGGCCGGGGAGAGGCUGUGCCGGCGGGUUCGCGGGGUGGAGGCGCUGCGUGAGACCUGCCGUCAGUACCCGCUGUUUUGCUGCAUCCUCCUCGCGCUCAGUGCCGCGACGCUCCUCCUCAGCCGGUAUCUGCACAUUCUGAUGAUCUUCUGGUCAUUUGUGGCAGGAGUUGUUACAUUCUAUUGUUCCUUAAGACCAGAUUCCCUUUUACCAAAUAUUCUAUUUACGAUCAAACACAAAAGCAAGCCACCAGAUGUGCAAGAACUGUAUUCCCAAGGUUGUAGCUGUGCUGUAUGUGGCAAUGUCAAAUGUAAUAGACAUAGGCCAGCCUUACUGCUGGAAAAUUAUCAACCAUGGCUGGACCUGAAAAUUCCUUCUAAAGUUGACGCUUCCCUGUCAGAGGUAUUUGAGCUAGUCCUGGAAAACUUUGUUUAUCCUUGGUUCAGGGAUAUAACUGACGAUGAAUCAUCUGUGGAUGAACUCAGAGCAACAUUGCGAUUUUUUGCAUCUGUAUUAAUUCGCAGAAUUUACAAGGUGGAUAUUCCAGCUGUUAUAACAAAGAAAAUGUUGAAGGCAGCUAUGAAGCAUAUAGAAGUAAUAGCAAAAGCCAGACAGAAAGUGAAAAAUGCUGAAUAUUUACAGCAAGCUGCUUUAGAAGAAUAUGGGCCAGAACUCCAUGUUGCUGUGAGAAGUAGAAGAGAUGAGCUCCUUUAUUUAAAAAAACUUACUGAACUUCUUUUUGCCUAUAUUCUGCCUCCGAAGGCAACAGACUGCAGAUCAUUCACUUUACUUAUAAGAGAAAUCCUGUCUGGUUCUGUUUUCCUCCCCUCCAUGGACUUCUUAGCAGAUCCGGAUACUGUAAAUCAUUUGCUGCUUAUCUUCAUUGAUGACAGCCCACCAGAAAAAGCCACAGAACCUGCUUCAGCGUUGGUUCCCUUUCUGCAGAAGUUUGCAGAACCCAGAAAUAAAAAGUCCUCUGUCUUGCAGCUGGAUCUAAAAGAAAUUAAAGCCGAGCAGGAUCUCUUCUUUCUCUUUAUGAAUUUUUUGAAAAAAGAAGGAGCAGUACAUGUAUUGCAGUUUUACCUGGAUGUAGAGCAAUUUAAUGACAGGAUUUUGCAGCCUGAAUUAUCAGAUUCUGAGAUGAUGUCCCUUCAUGAAGAAGUACAAAAAAUAUACAGAACAUACUGUUUGGAUGAAAGUGUUGACAAAAUUAGAUUUGAUCCUUUCAUUGUGGAAGAGAUAAAAAGUAUUGCUGAUGGUCCCUACAUUGAAGUUGUGAAGCUUCAAACAAUGAGAUGCCUCUUUGAAGCCUACGAACAUGUUUUUUCCCUCUUAGAUAAUGUCUUCACACCUAGGUUCUGCCACAGCAGUGAGUAUUUCAGAUAUCUCUUAAGACAAGAUGAAUCCCCAACACGCAAUUCCAAAUCAAACAAAAGCACCCAGAAAAAGGGAGAAUCAUCUGGAAUCAGAAGUAUAAGCAGCAAAAUUAAAGGUGUAUUCAAGAGUACCACACUGGAAGGAGCUGUGCUACCUAGUUGUGGUCUGGCUGAAGGAGAGGAUAUUGAGGAAGGCAUUAUGGUAAUGGAAGAUGAUUCUCCUGUAGAGGCACUUAGCAUGCCUAAUACACCUCGCAAUCUUGCUGCCUGGAAAAUUACCAUUCCAUAUGUGGACUUCUUUGAAGACCCCUCUCUUGAAAGGAAAGAGAGAAGAGAGAGGAUUCCAGUCUUUUGUAUUGAUGUGGAGAGGAAUGAUAGAAUGGCAGUUGGGCAUAGUCCUGAACACUGGUCGGUCUACAGAAAAUACCUUGAAUUUUAUGUUCUUGAGUCAAAACUAACAGAAUUUCAUGGUACAUUCCCUGAUGCUCAGCUACCUUCAAAGAGGAUCAUUGGACCAAAGAACUAUGAAUUUUUAAAGUCAAAGCGAGAGGAGUUUCAGGAAUACCUGCAGAAACUUUCCCAACAUCCAGAGUUAAGCAACAGCCAGCUUCUGGCUGAUUUUUUAUCACCUAACGGUGGAGAGACACAGUUUCUUGAUAAAAUGUUGCCUGAUGUAAAUUUAGGCAAAAUAAUAAAAUCUGUUCCUGGAAAAUUAAUGAAAGAGAAAGGCCAGCACUUGGAGCCAUUCAUUAUAAAUUUUAUUAAUUCCUGUGAAUCUCCCAAGCCUAAACCAAGUAAACCAGAGCUUACUAUUCUCAGUCCUACUUCUGAAAACAACAAAAAGCUUUUUAACGAACUCUAUAAGAACAAUGCCAACCGCUCUGAAAAUUUAGAGAGAAGACAAAAUCAGAACUACUUCAUGGAAAUGAUGACUGUUGAAGGCGUCUAUGACUACUUAAUGUAUAUUGGUAGAGUUGUUUUCCAUAUUCCUGACUGGCUUCAUCAUAUCUUGAUGGGAGGAAGAAUUCUCUUCAAAAAUACUUUAGAGACAUACACAGACUACUAUCUGCAGUACAAGCUAGAACAGCUCUUUCAGGAACACCGUUUAGUGUCACUUAUAACACUUUUAAGAGGUUAGUAGUGUCAAGUUGUGCAAAGUGUUCUCAUGAUUGGACAUUGACAUGUAUUGCUCCAUUUUGUGCUUGCAGAGGCUUCCAUGGACGGUUAGGUAUGAGAGGUGGGGGAUUUUAAAAAAUGGCACUUAACUUUAGUAAAAUUAAUGAAAAGAGGAAAAGAUGGAUGUUGCUUUAACUGACAGAAAUUAACGAACAAAAAUAAAGCAAUAGUUAUUCCAUACAGACAGCUCUGCAUUGCCCUAAAAGACCCAC
Messenger RNA from Varanus komodoensis (Komodo dragon), 2871 nucleotides. It is a transcript of the gene SNX14, whose product is annotated as sorting nexin 14. The transcript has 24 exons. Bases 93 to 2621 code for a protein of 842 amino acids. The record is from RefSeq and is a predicted model, not a curated record. Gene Ontology annotation, cellular component: late endosome. Gene Ontology annotation, biological process: autophagosome maturation. Gene Ontology annotation, molecular function: phosphatidylinositol-3,5-bisphosphate binding. NCBI's taxonomy places the organism in Eukaryota, Metazoa, Chordata, Lepidosauria, Squamata, Varanidae.